Messenger RNA from Coffea eugenioides, 1968 nucleotides. RefSeq lists its product as uncharacterized. NCBI's taxonomy places the organism in Eukaryota, Viridiplantae, Streptophyta, Magnoliopsida, Gentianales, Rubiaceae. Gene Ontology annotation, biological process: regulation of peptide transport. Bases 486 to 1676 code for a protein of 396 amino acids. The transcript is spliced from 8 exons. Gene Ontology annotation, cellular component: membrane. The record is from RefSeq and is a predicted model, not a curated record.
ACCAGAGAUCGCUUGUCAAUUACCGCUACAAUUAAUACGAGUACAAAGGGAUUUAUGCUACUCCAUAUUGGUUUUUUUUUUUAACCAAAAUUGACCAACCAUAACUUUUGGUUUUAACAAAUUUUCCCUCUCUUUCCCUCUCUCCUACUCCAACCCUUUUGCCAUUUCAUUCCCUUCUCUCUCUUUCUCUCGUUCUCUGGCCAAAAGAUUAAUUUUUUUUUUUAAAAUGUGUUUUCUUGGCAUCAUCAGAUAUUGGCUUUCUACCUACCCUUGCCAUUGAGUCAUCUAUGGGCCCUUUUCAGGUUUAAGUAGUACCGGUAUUUUAUUUUUCUGCGUCGGUUGCAACUGAAAAAGCAAAAGCUCAAGAAUUGGAUGGAGGUGAUCUGAGUUUAGCUUGGACGUAAAAGUUCAGAUCGCCCGCUGGGUGGUGGGUUCUUGAAUUUAAAAUUAGAUUUUGGCACCUGGGCUUUCAUUGGAUUUGUGAUAUGGGUUGGAGAUAUAAGGCUGGUUUGUGUCUCAUUGCUACCGUUGUUGUCAUUUGGGUCACCUCUGCAGAAGUCACUCAGGGUAUUUUUGAAAACUACAAGCAACCAUUUGCCGUGACAUAUCUUGGGGCUUCUCUAAUGGUGAUUUAUCUCCCACUAGCAUUUCUAAAGGAUUGGAUUUGCAGUCUGAUAAGAAAACGCUCUGGGAAAACUGGUAAAACUGUAGGGUCAAUUGGUGAUUCAUGUGCUGGUGCGGAUUCUCCUUUGAAGUAUAUUGGAGACCAGAAAGUCUUUGAGAUGGAUAUUAAGGGAUCUUUGAAUAGAAAACACAGUGAAGUAGAUCUUUCUGCUCAAGAAGAGGGAAAGCCAUUAGUUUCUAUAUGUACAGAUGGUGCUGAGAAUGCUAAACAAGAAAAAGAGGUUUCCACGAGGGAAAUUGCCAUGUAUGGAUUCUAUAUCGCCCCUAUUUGGUUUAUUACGGAGUACUUAUCAAAUGCUGCCCUUGCACGUACAAGCGUUGCAAGUACAACAGUAUUAUCAUCUACUUCAGGACUGUUUACCCUCUUCAUUGGUGCAUACCUGGGCCAAGAUUCCUUAAGUGUAUCGAAAGUAGUUGCUGUUUUUAUUAGCAUGGCUGGUGUUGCAAUGACAACUCUAGGAAAAACUUGGGCAGCUGAUGAUGCCCAACUUAAUCCUUCUUUAAAUGGCAAACGUACUCUUGUUGGGGAUCUUUUUGGCCUUCUAUCUGCUGUUACAUAUGGACUAUUUACUGUACUUCUCAAGAAGUUUGCUGGUGAGGAAGGAGAAAGGAUUGAUGUUCAGAAGCUGUUUGGAUAUGUUGGCUUGUUCACACUUGUAGCCCUAUGGUGGCUCGUGUGGCCAUUGACUGCCUUAGGCAUAGAGCCUAAAUUUACAAUUCCUCACUCUGCUAAGAUGGAUGAAGUUGUUAUUGCAAAUGGACUCGUAGGAAGUGUUCUUUCGGACUACUUCUGGGCACUAUGUGUUGUCUGGACAACUCCGCUGGUAGCCACCUUGGGCAUGUCUCUUACAAUCCCACUUGCCAUGUCGGCUGAUAUGGUGAUACAUGGACGCCAUUAUUCAGCCAUCUACAUUCUGGGUUCGGUUCAGGUAUUUGCAGGAUUUAUUAUAGCCAAUCUUUCGGAUUGGUUUACCAGAACUUUGGGGUUAUAGCAUAUGCUUAAACUGCGCUUGUUGUGGCACAAGUGGGCAUCUGCAAGGCCACAGGAAAACUGUGCAAUUUUGUCACAAGAUUGUAGCUAUUAUUCCCUUCAUUUUUUCCCUGUACUUGCCGGUGAGUGUCACAACUUUAGCAAGUUGUACCUUUUAGUCAAAUUUUUGUGGUUUCUUAGGACUGCUUACUGUUUCCUCUUGUUCCCUCCAAGAAGCUUGGAGGGAACACAAAAUGAUGUUUGUACAGAUAUACUACAAGUUAAUGUCUAAAUGUUGAGAUCAUUCUUGUCAA